Erigeron canadensis is the source of this 3944-nucleotide messenger RNA. RefSeq names its product structural maintenance of chromosomes protein 4. Gene Ontology annotation, molecular function: ATP hydrolysis activity; ATP binding; protein binding. Gene Ontology annotation, cellular component: chromosome. The record is from RefSeq and is a predicted model, not a curated record. Lineage: Eukaryota; Viridiplantae; Streptophyta; Magnoliopsida; Asterales; Asteraceae. The coding region runs from base 32 to 3751 and encodes 1239 amino acids. The transcript is spliced from 28 exons. Gene Ontology annotation, biological process: mitotic chromosome condensation.
CCUUUCAAAAUUACGGCCAAAAAAAUUACCAAUGGAUAACGCUGCCGGAGAAUUUAUGGAUACAGAUCCGGUGAAAAACCCGGCAAGACUUUUUAUUAGAGAAAUGGUUAUGAAGAAUUUCAAAUCUUAUGCUGGCGAACAACGCGUUGGCCCGUUUCAUAAGAGUUUUUCAGCUGUUGUUGGACCUAAUGGAAGUGGGAAGAGUAAUGUGAUUGAUGCUAUGUUGUUCGUUUUCGGAAAACGAGCUAAACAGAUGCGUCUUAACAAAGUGUCAGAGCUUAUUCACAAUUCAACGAAUCACCAAAAUCUUAACAGCGCACGUGUAUCAGUUCACUUUCAAGAGAUUAUAGAUCUGGAUGACGGAACAUAUGAAAUAGUUCCGGGAAGUGAUUUUGUAAUAGCACGUGAAGCUUUUCGUGAUAACGCGUCCAAGUACUAUAUUAAUGGGCGCGACAGUACAUUUACUGAAGUUACAAAGAAAUUAAAAGGGAAAGGAGUUGACUUAGACAAUAAUCGUUUUUUGAUUCUUCAGGGCGAGGUUGAGCAAAUAUCACUUAUGAAGCCAAAAGCUCAAGGUCCUCAUGAUGAAGGAUUUCUUGAAUAUUUGGAGGACAUCAUCGGAACUAACAAAUACCUGGAAAAGAUUGACGAGUCCCAUAAGCAGCUUGAAGCUCUGAAUGAGAAGAGGUCUGGCGUGGUUCAGAUGGUUAAGUUAGCAGAUAAAGAACGCGACAGUUUGGAGAGUGUGAAAAAUGAAGCAGAAGAUUACAUGCUCAAGGAGCUUUCUUUGCUUAAAUGGCAAGAAAAAGCUGUAAAAUUUGCUUCCGAGGAUAAUGCUGUGAAAAUGGAAGAAGUUCAGAAGACAGCAUCUGGCCUGGAAGAAAAUUUAACUUCUGAAAGGGAGAAGAUUCAGGAAAACAAAAAAGCAUUGAAGGAGCUCGAGAUGUUGCAUAAUAAGUAUAUGAAGAGACAAGAGGAACUAGACGCUGGGCUUAAGCGGUGCAAGGAUGAAUUCAAGGAAUUUGAGCGGCAGGAUGUGAAACACCGUGAAGAUUUAAAACAUGUUAAACAAAAGAUUAAGAAAAUGGAUGAGAAAGUUGAAAAGGAUUCAGCAAAGAUAAUUGACAUCACAAACCAGUCUGAAGAGUCAACCAAUAUAAUUCCCAAACUUGAGGAAGAUAUCCCCAGAUUGCAAAAGAACUUAUUAGAUGAGGAUAAAAUAUUGGAGGAAAUUAAAGAGAGCUCCAAAGUUGAAACCGAGGCAUUUUUAACAGAGGUUUCCAAGGUUCGUGCUGAACUUGAACCUUGGGAAGAACAAAUUAUAGAUCAUCGAGGAAAGCUUGGUGUUGCUUCCACUGAAAAGAAACUUCUGUCUGAGAAGCAUGAAGCUGGUCGUGCAGCAUAUUUGGAUGCUCAGAAACAGUUGGAUGAUAUACAAAAGAAAAUUGUAACAAAUACUUCAAGCAUUAAGGAUAUGCAAACUAAGUUGGAGAAAAACAAGCUUGAAUCUUCAAAAGCUCGUAACCUGGAACAAGAAUGUCAAAAAGAACAAGAGGAACUGAUUACUCUUGAGCAAGCAGCAAGACAAAAAGUCACAGAGCUUAAGUCUGUUUUGGAAGGCGAAAGGAAUCAGGGAUCUGUUCUGAAAGCAAUUAUGCAAGCCAAAGCUUCCAAUACAAUAGAAGGAAUUUAUGGACGGAUGGGCGACUUGGGCGCUAUAGAUGGGAAGUAUGAUAUUGCCAUUUCAACAGCCGUUGCUGGACUCGAUUAUAUUGUAGUGGAAACAUCAUCAGCAGCACAAGCAUGUGUGGAUAUGCUUCGAAAGAACAACCUUGGUGUUGCUACUUUCAUGAUAUUGGAAAAACAAGCUAAUUAUAAGUCUAAAAUGAAGGAAAAAGUAAGCCCUCCAGAGGGUGUUCCACGUCUCUUCGAUCUCAUCAAGGUGCAGGAUGAAAGAAUGAAACUUGCUUUCUUUGCAGCAAUGGGCAACACAGUUGUCGCCAAUGAUAUUGAGCAGGCAACACGUAUUGGUUAUGGUAAAAAUAAAGAUUUUCGGCGUGUUGUGACACUAGAUGGUAAACUCAUUGAGUCAUCGGGGACUAUGAGUGGUGGUGGAAAGGCACCACGUGGUGGUAAGAUGGGGACUUCCAUCAGAGCCACUAGUGUCUCUGGAGAAGCUAUUGUUCAGGCUGAAAAUGAACUCACUCAAAUAUCAGAAAAAUUAAGAAGUGUGAGGCAACAGAUUUCUGAAUUGGCUAGACAUUACAAGGAAUUGGAAAAGGACGUGGCACGCCUUGAACUUGUCUUAGCAAAAAGCCAAAAAGAGAUUGAAAGUUUGAUUUCCCAAGAAAAAUAUCUUGCAAACCAACUAGAAUCCUUAAAGGCCGCAGCAGAGCCAAGUAAACAUGAACUUAAUCAACUCGAGGAACUCACCAAAUAUAUAUCAGAAGAAGAAAAAGAGAUCAACAGAUUGACAGAAGGUUCGAGACAACUGAAGGAAAAGGUGUCGGAACUUCAAAACAAAAUAGAUAAUGCAGGUGGGGAAAGAUUGAAGAAACAAAAGGCAAAGGUUGAGAAGAUCCAAAAUGACAUUGAUAAAAGCAGCACAGAGAUUAAUCGGCACAAAGUUCAAAUAGAGACUGGUCAGAAAAUGUUGAAGAAACUUACGAAUGCAAUUGAAGAAUCAAAAAAAGAGAAAGAAAAGCUCAUUACGCAGAAGGAAAAUUUGCUUAGCACAUUUAAAGAGAUCGAACAGAAAGCUUUUAAGGUUCAAGACGAUUAUAAGAAGACGGAAGAGCUUAUAGAUCAACACAAGGACGUGCUUGGAAAAGCAAAAUCUGAUUAUGAAAAGUUGAAGAAAACAGUAGAUGAGUUGCGGACAUCUGAGGUUGAUGCAGACUAUAAGCUACAAGACCUGAAGAAGAUGUCAAAAGAGCUGGAAAUGAAGGAAAAAGGAUACAAAAAGAAGCUCGAGGAAUUAAAUAACACUCUCUCUAAGCAUAUGGAGCAAAUUCACAAAGAUCUUGUGGAUCCAGAGAAGCUUCAAGUUACACUUGGAGAUGAAUCUUUUGCUAAGGGUUCUGAUCUUAAAAGGGCUUUAGAAAUGGUCGCCUUACUUGAAGCACAAAUGAAAGAGAUGAAUCCUAAUCUUGAUUCGAUUGCUGAUUAUCGUAAAAAAGUAUCCGUGUACAAUGAGCGAGUGGAAGAGCUUAACUCGGUAACCAACGAACGUGACGAGACCAAAAAGCAAUAUGAUGAGUGGAGAAAGAGAAGGCUAGAUGAGUUCAUGGCUGGGUUUAAUACUAUAUCACUGAAGUUGAAGGAAAUGUACCAGAUGAUUACUCUUGGAGGUGACGCAGAGCUUGAGUUGGUGGAUUCAUUAGAUCCAUUUUCUGAAGGUGUUGUAUUUAGUGUUAGGCCUCCUAAGAAGAGUUGGAAAAACAUUGCAAAUUUAUCCGGAGGCGAAAAGACCCUCAGCUCACUAGCUCUUGUUUUUGCACUCCACCAUUACAAACCAACACCCCUUUAUGUUAUGGAUGAAAUUGAUGCUGCUCUGGAUUUUAAGAAUGUCUCGAUUGUCGGCCAUUAUGUUAAAGAUCGUACAAAGGAUGCACAGUUUAUUAUCAUCAGCUUAAGAAACAAUAUGUUUGAGCUGGCCGACAGACUUGUGGGUAUUUACAAAACCGAUAACUGCACCAAGAGCAUUACCAUCAAUCCAAGAAGUUUCGUUGUUUGCGAGAAGGGUGCUUAAACUCACCAUUUGUGAACUUAAUUGUCAUGUUCAAGAUCAAAACCAUGUUGUGUUUUGUUUUUAAUGUAACAGUUCCUACAUGUAAAUGUCUUGUAUAUUUAUUAAACAUUCUAGUCUUUCUAAGUUUAAGUUUGAAUACUUAUGUAUCUAUACUAAAACAUACGCACCAAUGAAUGCAAUAUGCUUAAUUGCA